Oncorhynchus masou masou (cherry salmon) is the source of this 6090-nucleotide messenger RNA. RefSeq names its product TBC1 domain family, member 2B (gene tbc1d2b). The record is from RefSeq and is a predicted model, not a curated record. NCBI's taxonomy places the organism in Eukaryota, Metazoa, Chordata, Actinopteri, Salmoniformes, Salmonidae. The coding region runs from base 177 to 3122 and encodes 981 amino acids. The transcript has 16 exons.
AAUUCUGAAUGAUCCCACCUAAUUUUGUCUCCUUCCUGGACUGGACUGCCUUCCAUUUUUUAAGACAUAUAUUUUUAUUUUUAGAGCGGCCACUUGAGUAUCUGGUCAGUAUAAUGGAUCAUCUGUGACCGUGCGUCCGCUCUGGUGCAAGCCAAGACGAAGAAAGUUGGGGAAAGAUGCACGAAGAGGAUGGCGGAGAAGAGAACUCUACACGAGACCUACGGGUUCUGGCCUCCAAUUCGGUGGACGCAGGCGAACCCGAAUCACUGAAGGACCCGGUUGCGAAACUAUGCGGUUAUUUAACUAAACUCGCUGGAAAAGGGCCGCUGCGGGGGUUUAAACUCCGCUGGUUUGUGUACGACGAGAGGAAAUGUUAUUUGUAUUACUUCAAGACUCCCCAAGACGCCUUGCCGCUGGGACACAUAACGAUAGGCGAAGCCAGCUUCAGCUAUGAUGUGGAGGGGGAUGAGGGGCAGUUUGAGAUUCGCACCGCGGGGAAGGAGUUUGUACUCAAGGCCCCUAACCGCCAGGUGAUGCAGUACUGGCUCCAGCAGCUGCAGCAGAAGCGUUGGGAGUUCAGUAACACCAGAGGGUCUGGACAGAGGGACAGCUGGAGUUCUCCUACCCCUCACACUGGCCUGGUGGCCAAAGAUACAGAUGUGUUUGUGUUUGAGAAGCCCAGUCACAGUGACAGCAUGGAGAGGGUACGCAGCGACUUCGCUAUGGAAACAGACACGGACGGACUGGUGGGUGUCCAAUCAGCCCGAGGCCCCUCCCAUCACGCCCCCAACCCCCUCAACUUCUCCAGCAAGCUGGGUCACUGGAGCUCAGAGAUCAGGAACUCCAUGUCAGGCCUGCGUGUGGGUCGAGGAGGAGGAGAGAACAGACGCUCUGUCUUCUACACUGGGAGCAGUGGUGAUGAGUGGGAGAUGUUAGACGCUCCCUCAACCAAGGACAUCAACCAGGACCACAAACCUCCCACCCAGCCUCAGAAUGAGUCACACAGACACUCCAGUGGUUCUCCGUUCACAUUUGACUUCGGGCGGAGCAGCAGUUCCUCAUUGCGGCCCAAGCGGCCCACUCUGCGAGACAUAAUGGGUUCAGGGAGGUUAGGACGCAGCACAGAGAGCUCUUCCCCCUCCUCUCAGACCACGCCCCCAGUGGAGUGUAACGGCAGCAGGACCAAUGAGCUGCAGCUCCGCCUCCAGAGCCAGGAACAGGAACUGACACGCCUCCACGAGGAGAACAACAACCUGACUGAGGAGUUAACCUCCCAGAAGGAGCUGGUCAGACUGCUUCAGCAGACCUUGAGGAGCACCCAGAGGGAGAUGCGACCAGCGCCAGUAUUAACUCCAGUACCUGCCUCACCUCCAGCCCCAGGGUUCCCACAGUUGGACCUAGCCCAGAUGGAAGCCCUCCUCCUGGACAGGGAUGGUCAGGUCCAGGCCCUGUGUUGCCAGAUGGAGCGUCUAGCCCUGGAGAAGGAGAGUCUACAGAGGGAGCUGAAAGGACUGAAGGUCAAGGUUGGGGAGAUCAAUGAGCAGCUGAGCAUGCUGAUGGAGACCAUCCAGGCCAAAGACGAGGUCAUCAUUAAACUGUCCCAGACACCCCCCCAGGGAGCAGACGGGACCACCCCCCUGCUGCAGGACUGCAGCUCAGCUCCACCCCCCGCCAGCCAGCAACAGGAGAUAAACAAUCUUAAGGACAGUGUUCAGGGCUAUAAAUCCCAGAACAAGUUCCUGAAUAAGGAGAUCUUGGAGCUGACUAUUCUACUGAGGAACGCUGAGGCCAGGGAGAGAUCUCUGGAGGUUAAGUAUGUGGCGUUGGAGGCUAAGGUGUGUCAGGUUGAGAGUAAGUACCUGGUGCUGCUUCAGGACCUGAAGAACCCAGUGUGUUCCUCUUCAGAACAGAGUCCUGCCAGCGAGGUCAUCUCUCGACUGUUGGAGGAUGCACUGAACAACACUGACCCUACGGGACACGCCGUCUUUAAGCCACACCCUGUCAGUGAGUACGAUGUGUUUGGCUUCAAAACAGUUCCAGAGGAGGAUGAUGAAGAGGAGAAGCUGGUAGCCAAGGUGAGGGCUCUGGACCUGUGCUCCCUCUCCCUAACAGACCCUGAGGUGUCAGUGGGGGUGAAGUGGGAGAACUAUCUCUCCUCUACUAUGAACAGAGACAUGGUGCACAGCCCCGAACUCAAAGCCCUUAUGAGGAGCGGGGUGCCACAUGUCCACCGUUCCAAGGUGUGGCGCUGGUGCGUGUCCUACCACACCAGGAAGUUCCGUGACAGCCUGGCUCCAAACUACUAUGAGACCUUACUGGGUGUGGCCAGAGACAAGCCUAAUCCCGCCUCCAAACAGAUAGAGCUUGACCUGCUGAGGACCUUACCUAACAACAAACACUACUCCUCCCCCGGCGCCGACGGAAUACAGAAACUCCGUAAUGUCCUGCUAGCCUUCUCCUGGAGGAACCCUGACAUAGGAUACUGCCAGGGACUCAACAGGCUGGCAGCCAUAGCUCUGCUGUACCUGGACCAGGAGGAUGCUUUCUGGUGUCUCAUCACUAUCGUGGAGGUCUUCAUGCCCCAGGACUACUACACCAAGACCCUGCUGGGAUCACAGGUGGACCAGCGUGUUUUUAAGGACCUGCUGAGUGAGAAGCUGCCCAGACUCCACGCCCACUUUGACCUCUACAAGGUUGACUCCUCCCUCAUUACCUUCAACUGGUUCCUGGUCCUCUUCGUAGACUCAGUGAACUCUGACCUCCUCUUCAAGAUCUGGGAUGCCUUCCUGUACGAGGGACCCAAGAUCAUCUUCCGCUUCGCCCUCGCUCUCUUCAAGUACAAGGAGGAAGAGUUUCUGAAGCUUCAGGACUCCAUGGCCAUCUUCAAGUACCUCCGCUAUUUCACCAUAACUAUCCUGGACUGGAGGAAGUUGAUGAGCAUAGCGUUUGUGGACAUGAAUCCGUUCCCCCUGAGACAGAUCCUUAACCGCAGGACCUUCCAUCUGGAGAAGGUUAGACUAGAGCUGACAGAGCUUGAGGCCAUCAGACAAACCUUCCUCAGAGAGAGAGACACACACACCGACGCACGCGCGCUGUGUAGCGACGAUGAGGAGGACAACUAGCCAAUCAGGGCCCAGGCCAACUAGCACAUCAGUAGAGAGACUGACCACGGCCCCUGACGCACGCACGCAAGCUUUGCAGCGACAACUAGCACACAGCCUGUCAGGGUGCAGUGCCUGCAGACUCCAGCCAAUCAGGAUCCAGGUCUGCGAGAUUCUAUCAUAUCACGUGCAGACUCCAGCCAAUCAGGGCCCUAGGCUGGCUAUCCCGCCCACCUUCAGACCAAACAGACGCUGUCAUGAGUAAUGACCCACCAUGAUGACCAGUGAUAUAUCCACAUAAUCCCCACUCUCUACUACGCUGGACCUGUCACCUCCAUGUUUUCCACAUGCUGAACCCUGUGGAUUGGACCUGUCACCUCCAUGUUCUCCACAUGCUGAACCCUGUGGCCUGGACCUGUCACCUCCAUGUUCUCCACAUGCUGAACCCUGUGGCUUGGACCUGUCACCUCCAUGUUCUCCACAUGCUGAACCCUGUGGCUUGGACCUGUCACCUCCAUGUUCUCCACAUGCUGAACCCUGUGGCUUGGACCUGUCACCUCCAUGUUCUCCACAUGUUGAACCCUGUGGAUUGGACCUGUUACCUCCAUGUUCUCCACAUGCUGAACCCUGUGGCUUGGACCUGUCACCUCCAUGUUCUCCACAUGCUGAACCCUGUGGCUUGGACCUGUCACCUCCAUGUUCUCCACAUGCUGAACCCUGUGGCUUGGACCUGUCACCUCCAUGUUAUCCACAUGCUGAACCCUGUGGCCUGGACCUGUCACCUCCAUGUUCUCCACAUGUUGUGGACCAAAACACUCUUGGCCACAUGUUUUUUCUUCCAGUCUUUUGUAAAGGUGUUAAUCUGUUUGUUGUGGCUGAGGGACAUUGAGAGAUUGACAUGACAACCACAGUGUUAUUCUGUCCCACAGCCAUACAGCUGUGAUUGCAGAGCUGGAUCACGCCAAUCUGAAUCAGUAUUUUUUCUAAUAAAUCAUUGUGCUCUUUUGGAGACGAGGGGCUGAUUUGUAUUCGUAGAUAACCUGACUGCUAUAGCCCUCUCAAAGUAUAGGUAGGUGUGUUUCUUGUUUCCAGACUGGUUUUGUAGGAGACUAUGCUGCUGCAGUAUACUAUACAGUAACCAGCAGGCCUUGUUGGUAGCCCGUCUGUCUGUCUACGAAGCACUUGAACCACUUUUACCAAAACGUCUAUUGAUUGGCACUUUACAUAGAAACCUUGGACCAAUAAUAGUCCAUCAUUCCAGACUCCAGUACGUUUCCAGAAAUGCUGUCCCUCCCCUUCCCGUUGAAGGAAGGAUGAGGAACAGAGGCAGAACCCGGACUCACCUCAACCCUGUCACAGGGCAGGAGUUAUCUUACUCUGCACAGCUUCAAGUCCCUCUGCGGUAACAUACUGUCAUGUCACCAUCACGUGGUGUUAAUAAGGGGACAUUUUAUGAGGGAAUCUACUAGUCUGAGUAUCACCUGUCUUUUCUCUUCCUGUUUACAUUUUCCCUUGACUUUUUCUUCACUUAUUUUUGUGCUUUCCAGACCCAUCAAAUGUUGUUUCUUUGAUAUUUGUUCUGAAAUGUUUCGGCACAUCUACGACUGACUAGACCGAACAUUAGGAACCAGUUUCUAAUAUUGAGUUGCACCCCCACCCCCCUCUUUGCCCUCAGAACAGACUCACGUGGUUGGGGCAUGGACUCUACAAGGUGCCGAAAGCCUUCCACAGGGAUGCUGGUCCAUGUUGACUCCAAUGCUUCCCCACAGUUGUGUUCAAGUCGGCUUGAUGUCCUUUGGGUGGUGGAUCAUUCCGGAUACACACAGGAAACUGUUGAGCGUGAAAAACCCAUCAGUGUUGCAGUUCUUGAAACAAACCGGUGCGCUUGGCACCUACUACCAUACCCCGUUCAAAGGCACUUAAAUAUUUUGUCUUCCCUAUUGACCCUCUGAAUGGCACACAUGCACAAUCCAUGCCUCAAUUGUCUCAAUGCUUAAAAAUCCUUCUUUAACCCGUCUCCUCCCCUUCAUCUACACUGAUUGAAGUGGAUUUAACAGGUGACAUCAAUUAGUGAUCAUAGCUUUCACCUGGAUUGUCUGUCAUGGAAAGAUCAGGUGUUCUUAAUGUUUUGUCCACUCAGUGAAUGUUUCCACUUAAUUUAGUAUUAGAUUAUUGAGUGGCCAACUAUAUCAAAUGUGACUUUUUUUUUUUAUACAAAUGGAGAAUUGUGGUGUCGCACAAUGCCAUAUAAACAAUGAAAUGUUGUCUUAUAGUUGUACUGUGAGAGGUGUGUUUUCUCUGAGAGCUGGUCUCUCUAGGAACCUUCUGAUGUCGAGUUGAGUGUUGUACCCAUCCAUCAUGUUACCAUGGUUUCACUUACCUAUAUAGGUUUAUUGUUUGACAGGAUUGCACCCAGCAUUAAAAACACAGGUUAUACUCACUUUAACUUCACACACUUCCUGUUGACCAAUCACUUUUUGUAUUUGUUCCAAUGUUAAUUUCUUUGAUCAAGUAUUGUAUCUCAGCUGGUUUCUUUCUGUAUUCCAUAAGCUAUCCCACUCCCUUGUUAUUGCUGUUGUAAGGAUGGAGGUGUGUCUAACCCUGUGCAUGACCACUCCUCAAUCCUAACACUCUUUUCAAAGCAACACCUUUACAUAAUCAUCUAGUGCCAUUUGCAACCUUCCACAAAACCGUCACGACACUUUCUCUUGUAUCUAUGAAUAUUGAAUAUCAUUUCCACAUAAUUCUUAUUCAACUGAUCGUGACCGAAAUGGCCCACUAUCAACACAAAUGAAUAUUUUAUAUGAGUUGUAUGAUCAUGAUCACCUAAUAAACAUUGUUAUAGCUUACUGUGCACAUUUGUGUUAAUGCUGUUAUGUACUUUCUACAGAGAAAGGAUCCUUGACUUUUCCACAUUUUGUCUCUGGCCUAAACACAAUGUCAAAGUUGUGUUUUUUACAAAUGAAUAAAAAUGAAAAGCUGUAAUGUU